This is a messenger RNA of Anopheles gambiae (African malaria mosquito), 4863 nucleotides long. RefSeq names its product mothers against decapentaplegic homolog 3 (gene Smox). Lineage: Eukaryota; Metazoa; Arthropoda; Insecta; Diptera; Culicidae. The record is from RefSeq and is a predicted model, not a curated record. The coding region runs from base 1281 to 2801 and encodes 506 amino acids. The transcript has 8 exons. Gene Ontology annotation, molecular function: I-SMAD binding; DNA-binding transcription factor activity, RNA polymerase II-specific; RNA polymerase II cis-regulatory region sequence-specific DNA binding. Gene Ontology annotation, biological process: transforming growth factor beta receptor signaling pathway; anatomical structure morphogenesis; regulation of transcription by RNA polymerase II. Gene Ontology annotation, cellular component: heteromeric SMAD protein complex.
AAGUUUUGAAAAAGCUUCACCACACAAAGAAUGAUCCGUUCCAUCAAUUCGGAUCGGAACCACGGUUCCUCGUGCAGUCGCCCAUCGCUAGUGUUUUUGUGCUAUCCAUAUUUUCGCGAUUGUGCUUUCGCAAAGAAAAUAGGCUGCUGCCGCUGCUGGACAGAUUUUGCACCUAUCAAAUUUGCAACCAAUAUUGUGCAGGGAAAUAGUGCGCCAAGGACGACACUGUCCCGGUGAGUAAGUUAAAAGCAGAAGCACAGUUGUAGGCACACCUUGCCUGCGAGCUGAGUGUUGGAGGGCAGCAGUUUCGGUACCGUCGUCAAGGUUCAGGUGAUGUCGUGGUGCUGCUGCUUCCCGUAAGCCUGACGUCGUACUUUUUUUACGCAGACACACCGAUCGUACUGCGAAAAAGGCAAGCAAUAAAGUGUGUGUGUGUGUGUUGUGUGCGGUGGUGCCGUAAAAACGAAACAAAUUACUACCGUAAGCUCAGAACAAACACUCCCCCCCUUACUACCCUUUUGGUCGCACUGACCCGGUCCCAGCUGCGGGGUGGAAAAUAUGUUCCUUCAAGACGUGUGAGCAAGCAAAAGAAGAAGCAUCGUACAAAGACGUAUUCGUUCAUUCCAAUUGGAAUUUCGUUCGUGAAGAAACGUCUUGCCCAGGGGGAACGAAAACAUUCAGCACACAUCCUGCGAAACUUGUGCACCACAACCGGUGGAACGGAGGUUGCGGAGGAAGAAAACACCCAGACUGGGUGGUGGUAUGAUUGCUUCACCCUUCCCGAAAAUGCUAACUGUCAAAUUCGGCUGAAGGCAAGCGAGCUGCAGCACAGCACGGAAUGGUCUACUGCGUUCGAGGUGCUCUUGCCAUUGCACAUCGUCAGCAAAUAGUGUGUAUUCGUGCGUGUGUGCGUGUGUGCGUUGAGAAGGAUCUAAUUCUCAAAGAAAACGGCAAUAGCCACAGCUACAAGUGUCGAAGUGUAGCAAAAGUGUAAAAAAAUCAACCAUAAAUCGAUCUAAUUCAAUACAGAGCGUGUUAGUGUAACGCAGUGGUGUAAUUAUUCGUUGUUUGUGUAAUUGGGCGGUCAAACCCCUCCUCCAUUCCGUGUGUGUGUCAUCAAGCAAAACGGUUCAAGAAAUCAGAUCCGAAACCAUACGAUCCGCGGGCAAGCGUCGAAGCUGCGGCUACUUUGAUCUCGUAUUAGUUGGUAGCAAUACAGUGGUUUAAAAGAAACAAAGCAUAAUCCGUGCCCUAGUCGUCCACGCCAUCGGGGGAAAACCAUGUUGCCCUUCACACCGCCGAUUGUGAAGCGGUUGCUCGGCUGGCGGAAGGUUUCGCCGGAUGAUUCCGCCGAAGGAAAAUGGGGCGAAAAGGUGAUCAAAAGUUUGGCCAAAAAGAUGAAAAAGUCCAGCGCCCUGGAAGAGCUAGAGCGGGCCCUUACAGCACAGAGCAGCCACACGAAAUGCAUACCGAUAUCAAGAAAUGCUUCGGCGAUCGGAGAAAAUGGAGUUGCGCUAAAGAAAGGUCUUCCACACGUCAUAUGCUGUCGAUUGUGGCGCUGGCCUGAUUUGAAUAGCCAUACCGAAUUGAAACCGCUCGACGUAUGCGAAUACGCAUAUCAUCUUAAAAAGGACGAGGUGUGCAUUAAUCCAUAUCACUACGCACGCAACGAAAGCCAUUCACAGCACUCGCAGCAACAACAGUCACCGCAGCAGCAACAGUCAUCACAGCAGCUGCAGCAACCGCUGACCAUCUUGGUUCCGAAGAACCUAUCAAACUCUCAGGGAGAAAACUCCGUUACCUACACCUUGGACGAUCUUAGUAAUACCGUACCAGUCAACACACAGUACAAUGCAUUAAAUGAUAACUAUGUAACCAGCCCUCAACCAUCGCAAGUAACGUCACGCCAGCUACAACAGCAGCAACUACAGCCCAAUCAACUGCAUCAGCAACUUCAACAGCAGCAGCAGCAGCAGCAACUUUCUUCCCCGUGCUACAUGGAGGCAACACUGGGCCAACAGAUACCGACCAACACGACGAUUAUGGACUCGGUCAGCGUCGGUGUGCCGAACAUACCGAAUACCGAGACGCCACCACCCGGCUACAUGUCAGAGGAUGGUGAUCCACUCGACCAGAAUGACAAUAUGACCGAUUUGUCGCGCAUGUCGCCAUCGGAGAUGGAUACACAGCCGGUGAUGUACCAUGAGCCGACAUUCUGGUGCUCGAUCAGCUAUUACGAACUGAACCUGCGCGUCGGUGAAACGUUUCAUGCCUCCCAACCUUCGAUCACAGUCGACGGCUUUACGGAUCCUUCCAAUUCGGAAAGAUUCUGUCUUGGCCUGCUGUCGAAUGUGAACCGGAAUGAGGUGGUGGAACAGACUCGACGUCACAUCGGCAAGGGUGUCCGGCUGUACUACAUUGGCGGUGAGGUAUUUGCCGAAUGUUUGAGCGACUCGAGCAUCUUCGUGCAGAGCCCGAACUGUAAUCAGCGGUACGGGUGGCAUCCUGCAACGGUGUGUAAAAUACCACCGGGAUGCAAUUUAAAAAUCUUUAACAAUCAGGAAUUUGCUACCCUACUGUCCCAGUCCGUAUCGAUGGGCUUUGAAGCCGUUUAUCAGCUGACCCGGAUGUGCACAAUCCGGAUGUCCUUCGUGAAGGGUUGGGGAGCAGAAUAUCGCCGACAAACCGUUACCUCUACGCCCUGCUGGAUAGAGCUGCAUUUAAACGGUCCCCUGCAGUGGCUGGACCGAGUACUCACCCAGAUGGGCUCACCACGUUUGCCAUGUAGUUCUAUGUCCUAAACACUGCUACCUUGUGUCCUAUAACUAAAGCGCCGUGGAUCUCGCUCCAGAGCACUCGAACGCAGUGUGCGCGGAGUGUAAGGACUACUACCCCGUUUGUCUACCUCCGCCGGAUAAUGUUUUUCGCUCCUGGUCCUAAUGUUCUCUGUCAGAAGCAGGAUGUUAUAGAUUAAGUUUUCCUAACGGAAAUUUCAUUCAACCCUCUACCAUUGCAACCAGUACCCGCCUACAGACAUUGUGUACAUAUUGCUUUUGAUUACGUUCAGGUUCAGUGCUGUAUUUUUGUGGAGGGAGGAUAUUCUUGGAAGCCUUUUCUUUUAUUUUAAAAUCGACAAGUGCUUUUCGUAUGGUGCAUUGACCAUUCAGAACGGUUUAACUCAGUUGAUGAAGUUUAUCUUUUUGUUUUUUAUUGUUCUAUGUUCAUAAAGAGUGUUUGCUUAAGUUUCAUGAUACUAAUGAUCAAAGCGCGUAUGCGAAUGCUCCAACCGAAAGUAAAAUGAAGCGGAGUAAGCGAUAUAAAACCAUCUUAUUGUUUUAAGUCAACAAUUUGUUCCUUAUCGUGUGAAAAAGAUUGUGUAGCGUAAUGUUUUGGCUGGUACACUAUCGUAGUUUGCUAGUGAUGGGAAGGUGUAUUGCAUUAACCAACAUAUUACGCUAUGCUAGGGAUGUUCUAGAUUGUUUAGUUAAGUUUUUGCUUAGUUUGGUUUGUUUAAUUACCCGUAUUCUUUUAGCUCUGCAUACUAAUACUGCGUGUGACAGUGUGGUUUGAUAUUGAGUGGCAGUGAUUUUUAGGAACGUUUGGAUUAAGAGAAUGUACCAAGUAUGUGGUAGUGUCAGAGUGAGGUGAAACGAUGAGGAAAAAUCAAUCAAUCAUCAGCUGGAAUGGUACGGACGCAACAUUACGAACUGAACGAACGAUGUAAAAAAGGGAUGGAAAGGAUACUAUUCGAUGUGUGCUCGAGAGAGCUUGCGUCAUAGACGAAGGGUGACUUGAAGCGGAUUGCAAGAUCAUAGACACUUUGUAUACGUGUGUUAGUUUGUAUGUAUCGUUGAAAGGGAACCGGCAAUGGGAUCUGUUUUUGGAGCAGCAAUGGUGGAUGCUAGACGCUUCCCAUGGCGAGGUGAGUCAUGAAUGUAAUUGUGCCGGGCAUGCAGGAGUAUGUAGCAACAAGCAAUGUACAACAGAAGACAGAUUUAUUUUUGACACUUUAAUGCACAAAAAGAAGAGACAUACAAUUUCGGAAACAACAAGUUUAAACAAAACUCAAAAAAGUAAUAUCUACAGUAAGUAUCUCUGGAAGAGAAAAAAAAACAUGUAAGAAAGACUACAACUGUGUUGGAAAUUGGCACAAACGAGUGCAUAAUUCGUUUUAAAAUACAUUAACUGUACAGAAAGACGAUAACGUAGUUGUUGGUAAGGUUGGUCGAUAAAAUGUUUGAAAGAUGGGACGUUUUGUAGCGCAAACCGAGCUAGUUACAGUGAUUGUCCUAUACACGAAUUGGGCACGAUUUCGUUCGUUAGUUUUGUUUUAUUCUUUAGUUGGACUCAUAAUUCAGACAAUUUUUAACGCUUACCUUAUCGUUUAAAGGUUGGAAGAGUUGGUGAAGUUUGUUCAGAAGAAAAAUCAUACAAUUCUUUAGCAACAGUCGCGCUCAUCCUUGGGCAUAUUUGCCUUUGAUGAGUUCAAUUGCAAUGAGUGGCAAUUCUGAUUACAUCGACAUGAUGUCAGACAACAGAGUGUAGCGGCGCACUUGGUGAUUAAUUUUAAAAGGCUAGAGACUGGACCUGAAUGCAUAACGUCAAGCUCAAUGUAUGAACAGAGUAUGUGAUGAUGAUGUUAUUCGUAAACGAUUUGUCUUCAAACACCUUCCGAAGAGAUAAUUUUGCCUUUUUUUCGUUUCGGUUUCAUCUGUAUCAGGAUGGAAUCUGUCUGUAGAACGUUAAACACAAACAGGAGAGCAGAUACAACUUGUAAAUGAAACCAACCAAUCCAUUAUUAGUAGCGAUUUGUUAGGUUGAGCUUGUGGAAUCAAUAAAAUCUGAACCAAACUGAGAAUCAAA